Empidonax traillii (willow flycatcher) is the source of this 4059-nucleotide messenger RNA. It is a transcript of the gene SLITRK4, whose product is annotated as SLIT and NTRK like family member 4. Lineage: Eukaryota; Metazoa; Chordata; Aves; Passeriformes; Tyrannidae. The record is from RefSeq and is a predicted model, not a curated record. Gene Ontology annotation, cellular component: glutamatergic synapse; membrane. Gene Ontology annotation, molecular function: protein binding. The coding region runs from base 243 to 2951 and encodes 902 amino acids. The transcript is spliced from 2 exons. Gene Ontology annotation, biological process: positive regulation of synapse assembly; regulation of presynapse assembly; axonogenesis.
UGGGGGCGCGCUCCCCGCGGCCAGGGUCGGGAGCCUGCGGGCAUGAGCAGCGGCUGCUGCGCUCCCCCUUCUCCCUCUGCUCCCCUUUCUCCCCGUGCUCCCGCUCCGCGGCCUCCUUGACCCCUUCAGUCAUCCCUUCCUCUUAUCCUUCCUUGCCUCCUCAGAGCUUUCCUUCUCCCUCUUGUCCUUCUGUCCUGCACUGUUUCCUCAUCCCUCCUCUGCCCUCCCUUCCAGGUCCCCCAAUGCAUCCUCCCCUUGUGUCUCCCUCCGGUCCGGUUCUCCUCCCUCCAGCUGGCUCCUGCUUUCUCCACUUUCAUCCUGGCUCUCUCCUGCCAACUCAGUGGCUUCCCAGAGCAGGAAAUGCAAGGGACAAGUUGGGAAAUGGGGAUUCUUUAUCUUUGUUCAGGAGCCUAAGGUUGCUUGCUGAUCACAAGAAGAUGUUUCUGUGGCUCUUUCUGGUUCUGUCAUCUCCAGUUUCUUCUACAACUGCAGAUGCUGAUAUAUCUGUGGAAAUUUGCAAUGUUUGCUCCUGUGUGUCAGUUGAGAAUGUACUCUAUGUCAACUGUGAGAAGGUUGCAGUCUACAGACCAAAUCAGCUUAAACCACCGUGGUCUAAUUUUUACCACCUCAACUUCCAAAACAACCUGCUAAUUGUUCUAUAUCCAAAUUCCUUUCCUAAUUUUACACAUGCAGUGUCCUUGCAACUGGGUAAUAAUAAGUUGCAGAACAUUGAGGGAGGGGCCUUUAUGGGUCUUAGUUCAUUAAAACAGUUGCACUUAAACAACAACGAAUUAAAGAUUCUCCGGGCUGACACUUUCCUUGGCAUAGAGAACUUGGAGUAUCUCCAAGCUGACUACAAUUUAAUCAAGUUUAUUGAACGGGGAGCCUUCAAUAAGCUUCAUAAGCUGAAAGUCCUGAUACUUAAUGACAACCUGAUUUCAUUCCUUCCCGAUAAUAUUUUUCGAUUUGCUUCUCUAACCCAUCUGGAUAUACGGGGGAAUCGAAUACAGAAGCUUCCAUACAUUGGAGUUCUGGAACACAUCGGGCGAAUCGUCGAACUGCAGCUGGAAGACAACCCCUGGAAUUGUACUUGUGAUUUGUUGCCUUUGAAGGCGUGGCUGGAGAACAUGCCCUAUAACAUCUACAUUGGAGAGGCGAUCUGUGAGACACCCAGUGACUUGUAUGGAAGGCUGCUGAAAGAAACCAAUAAGCAAGAGCUGUGCUCCAUGGGGACAGGGAGUGAUUUUGACGUGCGCAUCCUGCCUCCCUCGCAGCUGGAGCCCGGGUACAGCACGCCAAACGGCCACACCACUCAAACAUCAGUGCACAGAUUAGUCACAAAGCCGCCCAAGACUACAAAUCCUUCGAAGAUCUCGGGGAUAGUAGCAGGCAAAGCGUUCUCGAAUCGCAACCUCAGUCAAAUCGUAUCUUACCAGACCAGGGUGCCUCCUUUAACUCCUUGCCCGGUCCCUUGUGUUUGCAAAACUCAUCCUUCAGACUUGGGAUUAAGUGUGAAUUGCCAAGAAAGAAAUAUAGAGUCCAUGGCUGAACUCGUACCAAAACCUUUAAAUGCCAAGAAACUGCAUGUAAACGGCAAUUACAUUAAGGAUGUGGAUACUACAGAUUUCUCUGAGUUUGAGGGGCUGGAUUUGCUACAUUUAGGCAGCAAUCGGAUUUCAGUGAUCAAAGGAGACGUUUUCCGCAACCUUACAAAUUUACGGAGAUUGUAUCUCAAUGGCAAUCAGAUAGAGCGUCUGAGCCCAGAAAUGUUUGCUGGCCUCCACAACUUGCAGUAUCUGUAUUUGGAAUACAAUGUUAUCAAAGAGAUCCUAGCAGGCACCUUUGACUUAAUGCCCAAUUUGCAGUUGCUCUACCUGAACAACAAUCUCCUCCGAAGCUUGCCAGCGUACAUUUUUGCUGGUGCACCACUUGCUAGACUGAAUCUGAGGAACAAUCACUUCAUGUAUUUACCUGUAAGUGGUGUUCUCGAUCAGCUAAAAUCUCUUACACAAAUAGAUUUGGAAGGUAAUCCGUGGGACUGCACUUGUGAUUUAGUUGCUUUAAAGCUGUGGCUCGAAAAGCUAAAUGAAGGUAUUGUGGUGAAGGAGUUGAAAUGUGAAACGCCUGUACAGUUUGCUAACAUAGAACUUAAGUCUCUGAAAAACGAGAUACUCUGCCCUAAACUAUUAAACAAGCCAUCUGCUCUGUUCACUAGCCCUAUGCCUGCUGUUACUUUUACAACACUGCCGGGACCGGUUCGGAGUCCUCCUGGUGGCCCAGUCCCAUUGUCCAUCCUCAUCUUAAGCAUAUUAGUUGUGCUGAUUUUAACGGUGUUCGUUGCUUUUUGUCUCCUCGUUUUUGUGCUUCGGCGCAACAAAAAACCAGCUGUAAAGCACGAAGGGAUUGGGAACCAGGAGUGCAGUUCUAUGCAGCUGCAGCUGAGAAAGCACGACCACAAGGCAAACAAAAAGGAUGGACUGGGUGCAGAGGCCUUCAUUCCUCAAACCAUUGAGCAGAUGAGCAAAAGUCACACCUGUGGCUUAAAGGAGUCUGAAACAGGCUUCACUUUUGCUGACCCACCAGGGCAAAAAGUCAUUCUGAGAAAUAUCAAUGACAAGGAGAAAGAUUUGUUGCAUGUGGAUACCAGAAAAAGACUUAGCACAAUUGAUGAACUGGAUGAGUUAUUCCCUGGGAGGGAUUCCAAUGUAUUUAUUCAGAAUUUUCUUGAAAGUAAAAAAGAAUACAACAGCAUAGGGGUCAGUGGCUUUGAAAUACGUUACCCAGAGAAACUACAAGACAAAAAAACCAAGAAAUCGUUAAUAGGUGGUAAUCAUAGUAAAAUUGUAGUAGAACAAAGAAAAAGUGAAUAUUUUGAACUAAAAGCUAAACUUCAAGGUUCACCUGACUACCUACAAGUCCUUGAAGAACAAACAGCUUUGAAUAAAAUAUAGGUCAUACAAUCUUAUUGCCUACAGAGGACAUUUAUUUAAUGAUGAAAGUGCCUUUUGUUGACUUUUAACUUCCAAAUACUAUAUUAUAUUGGUAGGCAUAGAGGCAGGUGUAUCCAGGGGUGUCUGAUUAACUGUAGCUGCGUAUGAUUUGUCGAGUAGAGGAGAAUUUCCUUAAUAGAUUUUACUACAUAAAGCUCAUGCCCAGUGGAAUCCUGUAGGGAUACUGCAAACUCUAUUGCCAAAGGGAUGCUUUAUACACGUUACACUGAAUUUAACCUCAAGAGGCAUAUAUGUUUUGUAUCUUAAAUGCAAACCAUCGUCUCCUUGUGAUUUGUUAGAACAAACACAAGAAACCUGGUACUGAUAUCUGUACCUCAGCUGGGUCCUUCAUCCUGCACGUGGAUUUAAGUUGGUGGAACUGGAGUAAUCCUUUGAUUUGUGGUGUUGUAAUGGCACUGUUUAAAGCUUAUCUGGAAAGUAACAAGCAUGCAAAGAGAGAACAUUCAAUAGUAUGUGUAAAUUGGUUACAUUUACGGGCUGCAUCUUGAAACCACUGGAAUUAUAAUGUUAAAUUGUGCAAAUAUUUGUUUAAAAUAUACCAUGCAUUACAUACCUAUGGAAUAAAUUUGACCACUUGAAGCAUACACGUCUAUACAGAAAAUUAUAAAAAAAAAAAAAAAAAAAAAGAAAGAAAAUAGUUUAACCUGACUUCUGCAGUAUUUGUGACAUCUGAAGAAAAUAUUUGAUAUUUAUGCAGAAUCUGUUCUAAGACUCAUCUCCAACUAAAACUAGAGGUCCUUCUCAGUUAUGUGAAACUCUUGCAACCCAACAGGUUGUCCAAAAUUGUCAAAGUGCUUACUGUGUGAGCGUAGCAGAAAUUAUUUUUGUAAUAUAAUUCAUAUUUAUGAAAUACUUUGUAUACUAAAUAGGAAAGAAUAUGUACUCCUUAAUAUGUAUUUAAUAUGCCUGACUUGUUUUCCUGAUCACACUGCAUUAAUCAUUCAGUAUAAAUAAAACCAGAACAAUAUACCAAACAGCAACCGGGGAUGUAAUGUAUAGCAUUAUCCAGAAUUAAGUGAUCAGAUAUAAUAAUAAUAAUAAAAAGAAU